Messenger RNA from Miscanthus lutarioriparius, 1152 nucleotides. NCBI's taxonomy places the organism in Eukaryota, Viridiplantae, Streptophyta, Magnoliopsida, Poales, Poaceae. The record is from the annotation of a GenBank genome assembly.
AUGCAGGUCGCCUCCUUGCCGCAUCAUCUUCCAUUCUUCCGCACUUCGCCAGGUCCAAAUCUGAGGGCGACUGCCAUGGCUGCCACGUCACUGCAGCAGGAGCAGCUGAUCGUCAUGCACCCCGACAACUGGCACCUCCAUCUUCGCGAUGGCGGUGUCCUCGAGGCCGUGCUGCCCCACAGUGCGAGGCAUUUCGGGAGGGCCAUCAUCAUGCCCAACCUGAAGCCGCCGGUGACCACGACGGCGCGGUCGGUGGAGUACAGGGAGGAGAUAAUGAGGGCGCUGCCACCAGGGAGUAGCUUCCUGCCGCUCAUGACACUGUACCUCACGGACAACACUAGCCCAGAGGAGAUAAAGCGCGCAAUCUUUGCUGUGAAGCUGUAUCCUGCCGGAGCAACUACCAAUUCCCAGGAUGGUGUCACCGAUGUAUUUGGGAAGUGCUUGCCUGUCCUCGAGGAGAUGGUCAAGCAGGAAAUGCCUUUGCUUGUUCAUGGAGAAGUCACAGAUUCACAUGUUGACAUCUUUGACCGUGAGAAGGUUUUCAUUGAUAGAACACUGGCACCACUUGUACGAAAACUUCCACAGCUGAAAAUUGUUAUGGAACAUAUCACAACUAUGGAUGCAGUGAAUUUCAUAGAAUCAUGUGAACAAGGUCAUGUUGCUGCAACAGUGACUCCUCAGCAUCUCCUCCUCAAUAGGAACGCUUUAUUUCAGGGUGGCUUGCAGCCACACAAUUACUGCUUGCCAGUUCUGAAAAGAGAGAUCCAUAGACAAGCUAGUUUAUCUGCUGUAACAAAAGGGAGUAGACGGUACUUUCUUGGCACUGACAGCGCUCCCCAUGAUAAACGGAACAAAGAAUGUUCCUGUGGAUGUGCAGGAAUAUAUAGCGCUCCUGUUGCCUUGUCUCUUUACGCGAAGGUAUUUGAAGAGGCUGGAGCCCUUGGCAAUCUAGAAGCUUUUACAAGCUUCAAUGGCCCUGAUUUCUAUGGUCUCACUUCUAAGAUUGUCUUGAGAAAGAGUACCUGGCAAGUUACCGCAACUUAUGAACACAGUUCAGGGGAGAUUGUGCCUAUGUUUGCUGGCAGCACCCUUGAAUGGCUUCCAUCUCAUGAUGAGCCUAAAGAACAAACGUACAGUAUCAGAAACAGCUAA